AUGGAGCCACUAUGUGAGUUGUGCGGUGUAAUGAGAGGAGUGGUAUAUUGUAGAUCAGAUGCAGCCAGGCUAUGCCUGCAGUGUGAUUCUUGUGUCCACUCUGCGAAUUCCCUGUCGCGUAGGCAUGACCGAUCCUUGAUCUGUGACAAGUGCAAUUCACAGCCUGCUACUGUCAGAUGCUUGGAAGAUAAGAUAUCUUUGUGUCAAGGUUGUAAUUGGAAUGGAAAUGGUUGUUCAGGACCAGGCCAUCAUCGACAAAAACUGACUUUUUAUAGUGGAUGUCCAUCUCUGGCUGAAUUGUCAAGAAUAUGGUCUUCAAUUCUUGAUGCGCCUGUUCCAAGCAACUUUGAUAGCUCUUACAGCACAUUGAAUAUGAACGAGAAUUGUAUGAGAUCCUGCUCUGAACCUAGAGGCGGUGAAGGAUCGGUUGGAAUGGUUGCUAACAGGUUGAAUGAACUAGCAUCCUGUGUCAAGUUUGAACCAUGGAUCACUCCUCCUCCUGUAAUUCCAGCCAAUCUAGACCACAUUGUGCCAUGCGGUAGAGAUCAGACACCUCUUUUCUCUGAAGGAUCAUCCCUACCUAAGUUGCCGCAGGGCUCUCCCAAUCUUAAGGAUCUAGGACUUCAAGAUGGUGAUGUUCUUUGUGAAGGUGUUGACGUUGAUGAUGUUGCAUUGAUAUUUGACAGUGGCUAUGAGAUUCCUGGCAACUCAGAAGUUCACUCCAGAUACAACAGUGAGGAUGGAGCAUUGAGCAGUCUUGUAAUGGAGAAAAACUUGUCGGUCUCUGAGUCUAACGGUCAUGUUGAGAAUACUUUCGAGGCAUCUUCAGCAGGACAAGCAGAGGGCAUCGGUUUUCAAUCCUCCAGAAUUGUUGGAUCAGCUUCUCUGAUGCAGACUAUGAAUGCCAGCCCUAAUUGCAUGCUUAUGAAUCCCAGCUGCAAUAGGAAUAUUGGCCUAGGAUUUCCAACAGGACAAGUUCCCUCAAGCAUAUCUUUGUCGUUAUCCAACGUUACUGGAGAAAGUAGUGCUGCUGAUUAUCAAGACUGUGGAUUAUCACCGGCAUUUCUCACUGGUGAAUCACCAUGGGAUUCUGGUCUGGAAACUAGUUGUCCACAGGCAAGGGAUAAAGCUAAGAUGAGAUACAACGAGAAAAAGAAAACUAGAACGUUUGGUAAGCAAAUACGAUAUGCUUCUCGCAAAGCUAGGGCGGAUACCAGAAAACGUGUCAAGGGAAGAUUUGUUAAGGCUGGUGAAGCUUAUGACUAUGAUCCACUUAGAACAAGGGAAUUCUGA
Molecule: messenger RNA, 1293 nt
Organism: Coffea eugenioides
Lineage: Eukaryota; Viridiplantae; Streptophyta; Magnoliopsida; Gentianales; Rubiaceae
Product: putative zinc finger protein CONSTANS-LIKE 11
Exons: 4
Coding region: 1-1293 (430 amino acids)
Molecular function (GO): zinc ion binding; protein binding
Source: RefSeq, a predicted model, not a curated record